This is a messenger RNA of Anneissia japonica, 1176 nucleotides long. Its product is annotated as low-density lipoprotein receptor-related protein 4-like. The transcript has a single exon. Gene Ontology annotation, molecular function: protein binding. The record is from RefSeq and is a predicted model, not a curated record. The annotation marks the transcript as partial. Lineage: Eukaryota; Metazoa; Echinodermata; Crinoidea; Comatulida; Comatulidae.
AACUCAGAUGAGGUCGACUGUGCUGCUCCAACAUGCUCAUCUGGACAGUUCCAAUGUGAUAAUGGUAAAUGCAUACCAACAGGUUGGAAAUGCGAUCGUACCGAUGAUUGUGGCGAUAACUCAGAUGAAGUCGACUGCGCAGCUCCAACAUGCUCAUCUGAACAAUUUCAAUGCAAUAAUGGUAAAUGCAUACCAACAGGUUGGAAAUGCGAUCGUACCGACGACUGUGGCGAUAACUCAGAUGAGGUCGACUGUGCUGCUCCAACAUGCUCAUCUGAACAAUUUCAAUGCAAUAAUGGUAACUGUAUACCAGUAGGUUGGAAAUGCGGUGGUACCGAUGACUGUGGCGAUAAUUCAGAUGAGGUCGACUGCGCUCCUCCAACAUGCUCAUCUGAUCAAUUCCAAUGCAAUAAUGGUAACUGUAUAACAACAGGUUGGAAAUGCGACCGUACCGAUGACUGUGGCGAUAAUUCAGAUGAGGUCGACUGCGCUCCACCAACAUGCUCAUCUGGACAAUUCCAAUGCGAAAAUGGUAAAUGUAUACCAACCCGUUGGAAAUGCGACCGUACCGAUGACUGUGGAGACAACUCAGAUGAGGUCGACUGUGCUGCUCCAACAUGCUCAUAUGGACAGUUCCAAUGUGAUAAUGGUAACUGUAUACCAACAGGUUGGAAAUGCGAUGGUACCGAUGACUGUGGUGAUAACUCAGAUGAGGUCGACUGCGUUCCUCCAACAUGCUCAUCUGGACAAUUCCAAUGCGAAAAUGGUAAAUGUAUACCAACCCGUUGGAAAUGCGACCGUACCGAUGACUGUGGCGAUAACUCAGAUGAGGUCGACUGCGCUCCUCCAACAUGCUCAUCUGAACAAUUUCAAUGCAAUAAUGGUAACUGUAUACCAACAGGUUGGAAAUGCGACCGUACCGACGACUGUGGCGAUAAUUCAGAUGAGGUCGACUGCGCUCCACCAACAUGCUCAUCUGGACAAUUCCCAUGCGAAAAUGGUAAAUGUAUACCAACCCGUUGGAAAUGCGACCGUACCGAUGACUGUGGAGACAACUCAGAUGAGGUCCACUGCGCUCCUCCAACAUGCUCAUCUGGACAGUUCCAAUGUGAUAACGGUAAAUGCAUACCAACAGGUUGGAAAUGCGAUCGUACCGAUGACUGUGGCGAUAACUCA